CGCCAGCCCUGUCCUUCGCCAACUACACUUAGCGACGAGAAAAAAGAAAUGGCCUCUGCGCAGGAAGAUUUGAUUGAUUACGAGGAAGAAGAAGAGUUGACGCAAGUUGACAACACUGCCGGACAAACGGCCGCCGCAGAGAGCACCGAGUCCGCGGAAAAAGCAGACAAAAAAGGUUCGUAUGUGGGAAUUCACUCUACAGGCUUCCGCGACUUUUUGCUGAAGCCUGAGCUGCUUCGUGCCAUCACAGACAGUGGAUUUGAGCAUCCUUCUGAGGUUCAGCAGGUCUGUAUUCCUCAGUCAAUUCUUGGUACAGAUGUUUUGUGCCAGGCUAAAUCUGGUAUGGGAAAAACUGCCGUUUUUGUACUUUCUACAUUGCAACAAAUUGAGCCAGUGGACGGAGAAGUGUCUGUCUUGGUACUCUGUCACACUCGUGAGCUUGCCUUCCAAAUUAAAAACGAAUAUGCCCGUUUCAGCAAAUAUCUGCCCGACGUUCGCACAGCCGUGUUCUACGGUGGUGUAAACAUUAAGCAGGAUAUGGAGGCCUUCAAGGACAAGUCUACGUCCCCUCACAUUGUUGUUGCGACCCCCGGUCGCCUGAACGCCCUUGUGCGUGAAAAGAUUUUGCGUGUAAACAACGUAAAGCACUUUGUUCUCGACGAGUGUGACAAACUGCUUGAGGCAGUUGACAUGCGUCGUGACAUUCAAGAGGUGUUCCGUGCUACUCCUCCCCAAAAGCAAGUGAUGAUGUUCAGUGCUACCCUUAGCAAUGAGAUCCGUCCCAUUUGCAAAAAGUUCAUGCAAAACCCUCUGGAGAUUUAUGUUGACGACGAAACAAAGUUGACUCUCCACGGUCUCCAACAGCACUAUGUGAAGUUGGAUGAAAAAGCGAAGAACAGAAAAUUGAACGACCUUUUGGACUCACUUGAGUUCAACCAAGUCGUUAUUUUUGUCAAGUCUGUUAGCCGUGCUAACGCUUUGGACCGUCUUCUCCGCGAAUGCAGUUUCCCCUCUAUUUGCAUUCACGGUGGUCUGCCUCAAGACGAGCGUAUCAAGCGUUACAAGGCCUUCAAGGACUUUGACAAGCGUAUCUGCGUGGCCACAGACGUCUUUGGACGUGGUAUUGAUAUCGAACGUGUCAACAUUGUCAUUAAUUAUGACAUGCCCGAUUCCCCCGACUCCUACUUACAUCGUGUUGGCCGUGCUGGCCGUUUUGGUACCAAGGGUCUCGCCAUCACGUUCGUUACCACUGACGAGGAUUCCCAAGUACUCGACAAAAUUCAAGAGCGUUUCGAGGUAAACAUCACCGAGCUUCCGGACGAGAUUGAUGUUAGUUCGUACAUGAACGCUUAGAUGCGGUCAUUACUGACUUUUCAUGUACGACUUGGCACAAAAGCUUUGUCAGAAGACAAGCACAUGGCAGAUACAAAUGAAUGCGUUUUGACGAGUAUAAUAUAAACAACGAAGUGAUGGUGUUGAUGGUAGAACACAUUAGCGGGGUUACUUCACAGUCGACCAUUUAUGUUUUGUUGUGAUCGUUACGUCUCAAACGGCGCGUUAACCUCGCUGUUCUAGUUAUCCAAUUUAUUGAUAAUUGUACUCAAAUCCUAGGCAAAUGUCAUGGCGGUUUGGUAGUAAGGCGGUUUGAC
This is a messenger RNA of Schizosaccharomyces japonicus yFS275, 1649 nucleotides long. RefSeq names its product ATP-dependent RNA helicase Uap56. NCBI's taxonomy places the organism in Eukaryota, Fungi, Ascomycota, Schizosaccharomycetes, Schizosaccharomycetales, Schizosaccharomycetaceae. Gene Ontology annotation, cellular component: nucleus. The record is from RefSeq and is a predicted model, not a curated record. Bases 49 to 1353 code for a protein of 434 amino acids. The transcript has a single exon. Gene Ontology annotation, molecular function: hydrolase activity; nucleic acid binding; nucleotide binding.